Zalophus californianus (California sea lion) is the source of this 3372-nucleotide messenger RNA. RefSeq names its product protocadherin beta 3 (gene PCDHB3). Bases 217 to 2580 code for a protein of 787 amino acids. Gene Ontology annotation, biological process: homophilic cell-cell adhesion. Gene Ontology annotation, cellular component: plasma membrane. The transcript has a single exon. The record is from RefSeq and is a predicted model, not a curated record. Lineage: Eukaryota; Metazoa; Chordata; Mammalia; Carnivora; Otariidae. Gene Ontology annotation, molecular function: calcium ion binding.
CCGCCGGCAUUGUGCGCACUCUAAGGCACAGAUCCAGUUCGGUAAACUAGGGAUUGUGAGCCUGGGCAGAUUUUUUUUAGGCAAACAAAUCUGAGCCCUGGGAAAGAUUAUUCGCUAGACCUUCCUCAAAGGUUGGAAGGCAAAAGACUGCGUUUGCUACCACUGCUGGAAGCUUAGUUUGGCAAUAUUUCCGGGAGGAACGUGGCCGAAAGCACAAUGGAGGCCAGAGGGGAGAGCUUUCUUAGACAAAGGCAAGUCCUAUUUCUCUUUGUUUUUCUGGGUGGGUCUCUGGCUGGGUCUGAGUCAAGACGCUACUCUGUGGUUGAGGAAACAGAGAGGGGCUAUUUAAUAGCCAACCUAGCAAAGGAUCUAGGGCUAGGGGUAGGGGAACUGGCUGUGAGGGGAGCCCAAGUUGUGUCUAAAGGGAACAAACAGCAUUUUCAGCUCAACCAUCAGACCGGCGAUUUGCUCCUGCAUGAGAAAUUGGACCGGGAAGAGCUAUGCGGCCCCACAGAGCCUUGUAUACUGCAUUUUCAGAUAUUACUGCAAACCCCUUUGCAGUUUAUUACAAAUGAGCUUCAGGUCAUAGAUGUAAACGACCAUUCUCCGGUAUUCUUUGAAAAUGAAAUACAGCUGAAACUCUUAGAAAACACGCCACCAGGAACCAUAAUUCCUUUGGAAAAUGCUGAGGACUCGGAUGUGGGAAGAAACAGUCUCCAAAACUACACGAUCGCCCCUAAUUCCCAUUUCCACGUUCUCACACGCAGUCGUAGGGACGGAAGAAAGUACCCACAACUAGUGCUGGACAAAGCACUGGACCGUGAGGAGCAGCCAGAGCUCAUUUUGACCCUGACCGCGCUGGAUGGCGGCUCUCCGCCCCGGUCGGGGAUCGCCCAGAUCCACAUCCUGGUCUUAGACAUAAACGACAACGCCCCAGAAUUUACACAGUCACUCUAUGAGGUUCAAAUUUUAGAGAACAGCCCCAUUAACUCUGUUAUUGUCACGGUCUCAGCUUCUGACUUAGAUACAGGAAAUUUUGGGACAGUAUCAUAUGCAUUUUUUCACGCUUCUGAAGAAAUUCGCAAAACUUUUCAGCUAAAUCCAAUUACUGGUGAUAUCCUGCUAGUCAAAUACUUGAAUUAUGAAGUUAUGAAUACUUAUGAAGUGGACAUAGAAGCCAAGGAUGGCGGAGGCCUUUCAGGAGAAACCACAGUGAUAGUUCAGGUGGUUGAUGUGAACGACAACCCACCAGAACUGACCUUGUCUUCAAUUACCAGCCCUAUCCCUGAGAACUCACCGGAGACUGUGGUGGCUGUUUUCAGUGUUUCUGAUCUAGACUCUGGAGACAAUGGGAGAAUUAUGUGUUCCAUCGAGAGCAAUCUCCCCUUCAUCCUCAAACCAUCAAUAGAGAAUUUUUACACCCUCGUGACAAACACAGCUCUGGACCGAGAGACAAGAGCCGAGUACAACAUCACCAUCACCGUCACCGACCUGGGGACCCCCAGGCUGAAAACCCAGCACAACAUAACGGUGACGGUCUCCGACGUCAACGACAACGCCCCGGCCUUCAGCCAAGCCGCCUACACCCUGCGGGUGCGCGAGAACAACAGCCCCGCCCUGCACAUCGGCAGCGUGAGCGCCACGGACAGAGACUCGGGCGCCAACGCGCAGGUCACCUACUCGCUGCUGCCGCCCCAGGACCCGCAGCUGCCGCUGGCCUCGCUGGUGUCCAUCAACGCGGACAACGGGCAGCUGUUCGCGCUCAGGUCCCUGGAUUUCGAGGCGCUGCGGGCGUUCGAGUUCCGCGUGGGCGCGGCCGACCGCGGCUCGCCGGCGCUCAGCAGCCAGGCGCUGGUGCGCGUGCUGGUGGUGGACGACAACGACAACUCGCCCUUCGUGCUGUACCCGCUGCAGAACGGCUCCGCGCCCUGCACCGAGCUGGUGCCCAGGGCGGCCGAGGCGGGCUACCUGGUGACCAAGGUGGUGGCGGUGGACGGCGACUCGGGCCAGAACGCCUGGCUGUCGUACCAGCUGCUCAAGGCCACGGAGCCCGGGCUGUUCGGCGUGUGGGCGCACAGCGGCGAGGUGCGCACGGCCAGGCUGCUGAGCGAGCGCGACGCCGUCAAGCACAGGCUGGUGGUGCUGGUCAAGGACAAUGGCGAGCCGCCGCUGUCGGCCAGCGUCACGCUGCACGUGCUGCUGGUGGACGGCUUCUCGCAGCCCUACCUGCCGCUCCCGGACGCGGCGGCGGCCGAGGCCCGCGCCGACCCGCUCACCGUCUACCUGGUGGUCGCCUUGGCGUCGGUGUCGUCGCUCUUCCUGUUCUCGGUGCUGGUGUUCGUGGCGGUGCGGCUGUGCAGGAGGAGCCGGGCGGCGUCGGGGGGCGGCUGCUCGGUGCCCGAGGGCCCCUUUCCGGGCCACCUGGUGGACGUCAGCGGCGCGGGGACCCUGUCCCACAGCUACCAGUACGAGGUGUGUCUGACGGAAGGAUCUGGGACCAAUGAGUUCAAGUUCCUCAAGCCAGUUUUUCCCAAUGGCCUGGUUCAAGACACUGAGACUAAAGCAAAGCUCCAAUUUUAAGGAUAGUUUAGGUUUCAUUUACAGAAUAGUGAAAAAAUAGGUGUUUGGCUAUGGUUGUUUUCUUUUGAAAUCAAGAAUCUUUAGUUGAUAUAACAUUUUGUUUAUAUAUUGAUUUUACUUUGUGUUGUUAAUCCUUGCAUAUUCUUUUUUCAUCUACUUCCUUUCUUACUAAUGCAGUCUUAAUGCCUCUCUUUCUUUUUCUAAUAGGUGAGCAAAAAUACAUUCAUUUUGUUUUAAUGAUGAUUUCUAACCGGUUUACUUUAAGGAGCUCAUCUCAAAUUCUAUAUCCAGAGCAAUGUAGAUAGAGUUCCACGCCAGUAAUCUUGUAAUUUACCCUGUAUAAUACAGUCAGAUAUUGUUCUUUACAAUAUAUUUAAAGCAGCUUUGUAGUUAAUGAGGUUUGUGGAUAGAUAAAAAUGUGCUUUCUUUAAGAUGUACCUUCUUUAAGGUACAACAUGUUUUUAAGGACAUAGUAGUCAGAAGAAGUAAUACAUUUAAUUCACUUUCUGUUUUGAUAUUUGCAGUUAAUAUUUCAAUAUUAUAUGCAUUUACAUUGACAAAAAUGCACACAAAAUAUAGGCUAUAAGGCAAAUUACUCCGGAUUUGCCUAGAGUAUUGAUUACUGAAGAAUCAGUCAUGAUGACUGAAGAAUAAAAAUUAAGCCUAGAGCAUUUUGAACAACAGAUUGUGCCUUUCCAUUUUGCAUGAAAACUGUUUAGCGAGGCAUCUGAUGUGAUGAUAAUUCAGUUUGUAAAUUCUGAGAUACAAAUGUUAUCAACCCAAGAGUCAUUU